AUGCCCAAGUACGAUGGGCUUGGAUGGGCUAUAGACAGCCCAAUUUGCUUGACACUGUUUCCGUCGUACUUGGCUUCGAAAUCCUGUCAGUUUACUAAUCUCCAUUCUUUACCUUCCUCGGCGACAGCGAGACGAGACGGUUGCGAGCCAUAUCCUUUUUCAAUGGCAUGGAGAGGACAUCUUUCCAAAAACAUAAAAGAACUUCGGUUUUUGAUGUGCCAGUCAUCACCUGCAAGCUCCUCAACAAGGGCUUUUGUGGAAAGGAAUUAUAAGGAACUAAAGACAUUGAACCCAAAAUUGCCAAUAUUGAUCCGUGAGUGCAGUGGAGUUGAACCCCAGUUAUGGGCAAGAUAUGAUCUGGGUGUUGAAAAAGGCAUCAAAUUGGAAGGAUUGUCAGAGGGACAGAUCUUUAAGGCACUUGAAGAUCUGGUAAAAGCAGGACAGUCGUCGAAAGCUUGA
This is a messenger RNA of Sphenostylis stenocarpa, 459 nucleotides long. Lineage: Eukaryota; Viridiplantae; Streptophyta; Magnoliopsida; Fabales; Fabaceae. The record is from the annotation of a GenBank genome assembly.